AUGAGGCACGUUAUUUUUGCCCUAACUCUGGGCUUUGCUGCUUUUCUGCACCAGGCCAAUGCUCAAGAGACCCCAUGUCCUCUACUAGGAGCCAUCUUCCCGCCCGUCCAGCAUCCGCUCCAGUCCAGUGCGUUCUCUGAUUCUAUUGCUCUGCUCAACGCUACCUUCAACGAGCUUGACCGUAAUGGCACUCUUGAAGGGUUCAACACUACAUUCUACGUCCAGGCCUUUUCCGCCUCGGACACCCUUUUCCAGCAUGGAUACGUCCCUCCCUCUAUGAAGAACUCCUUGACUUCAGGGACACUCAACAACGAUACCGUGUUCCGCGUGGGUAGUGUCUCGAAGCUUCUUACUGUCUAUACACUGCUCGUCGAGGUUGGGAUGAAACACAUGAACGAUCCGGUAACGAAGUGGGUGCCUGAACUCGCUCUUGCGUCCAGGAAGAACAAGGGUGAUCACACCCGCAAGGUGCAGUGGGAUGAGGUUACUAUUGGGCAGCUUUCCGGACAUAUGGCUGGUAUCAGCCGAAACUUCGGGUUCUUCGAUAUGAGUUCCGUUAUCGAAUCAACUCACCAGAAUCCCGAGUUGUAUGGUCUCCCGAUCCUCAGUAAGAAAGAAAAACCACAGUGUAGUGUCUCAGACCCAUCUCUGAAGCCUUGCUCCCGCAAUGAGUUCUUCCAGGGCAUCACGGCACAGAGUUUCUUCCCCAUCACAUCAACUGCCAACACCCCGGUUUACUCUAACGUCGCGUACCAAAUACUUGCUUAUGCUCUCGAGGGCAUGACGAGAAAGCCAUUCCACAAGUCUUUUGAAUCCUCCCUGCUCGACCCUCUAGCAAUGAAACGAACAGGUCUCGAGGCGCCCAAGAGCAAAGAAAACGCCAUGAUCCCCGAUAAUGAGCAGCUCUCAUGGUGGAACAUCACCACAGCAGAUGGCAGCCCCUAUGGCGGCAUGUUUUCUACUGCUGCAGACCUUACACGCAUGGGUCAAUCCAUCCUCAGCUCUUCUAUACUCAGCCCCUCCGAAACCCGCUCUUGGUUGAAGCCCAUUACCCAUACCGCGGACACUCACAUGUCUGUUGGUAUGCCUUGGGAGAUCCGGCGCACGUACAUGCCCCUCGGCCGCAGCGGCAGCCGGAUCGUUGAUCUUUACACAAAGAACGGCGCCAUUGGCCUUUACACUGCGAUUAUUGUCCUUUCGCCCGACCACGAGGUUGGUUUCGUGGCGCUCAUCGCAGGAACUAACCGUGCCUACUUGCUAAGCUAUCUUCCUGACCUCCUCGCGCAGACACUACUGCCAGCCGCCGAAAACACGGCCCGCGAUACCGCCGUUACGCGGUUUGCUGGCACUUUCGAGGGCCCCAAGAGUCGACUUACUGUUACCAUGAGCGAUACUCUCUUGGUAAGGAAGUGGACUCGCGCUGGCGUUGACGUGCUAGCCAUGCUGGCCGCGCUUACAUGGCCAGGGCUGGACUUGAUACCAGUGCUAAGGCUAUAUCCAAUGGGUUUGGAAGGAAUCAAGAGAGUCUCUUUCAGGGGUGUCUUUGAAGCUCACCUUGCCGAUGAAUCACCAUCAGAGGCUGAGACAAACACGACAGAGGCAAGUGUUGGCCCUUUUAGUGGCGGUUGCCUGUCGUGGGGAGGAGUUGACUCGUUGACAUAUGGCAACAUUGGGGUUGAUGAUUUCGAAUUUGAGAUUGAUGAUAAUGGGAAAGCAAUUGGCCUUACACCAAGAGUUAUGAGGGAAACUCUGAAGAGGGUUGAUUGA
Molecule: messenger RNA, 1767 nt
Organism: Fusarium musae
Lineage: Eukaryota; Fungi; Ascomycota; Sordariomycetes; Hypocreales; Nectriaceae
Exons: 4
Coding region: 1-1767 (588 amino acids)
Source: RefSeq, a predicted model, not a curated record